UAAAACAGGACCUGAUUUUAACAUGGCUUAUAGGGACCUGUAAAGAAAGUGUGUGUGUGUGUGUGCGUCUGUUUCUCUCAUGCAUGUAAUGCACGUACACUCACUCGCUCACACACACACACACACACACACACACACACACACACAGGCAGCAGCAGUGACCUUGGUGCAGUGGUGAUUUCUCUGCAUUAAGGUCAGAAGUGGUUUCGUUGUUGUUUAAGCUCUCCUCUUUCGUUUCUUGUGUAGGCCACACCCAUGUGUAUAAAGAUAGAAAAGGAAAAGCAUUUUCCUAAAUGAAAAUGAAAACUAACAUGAGCACACCAAGACCGUUAUGUGGUGAUCCCAGGCUUACGUAAAGCGACUGACGUUGUGUACUGAGCGAAAUCGAAAUUGUUAAAAAAAACAACAUUCCUGAAAAUCUGUUUGUGUUUAUCUUCAUCAUCUGCUGUAUCCUCGCUGGUCAGCAGCACGCUUAGCUACAGUUCUGAAACCAACAUGUGGUGAAAUGGUGAAUACGAGGACACAGGAGGACUGAUGAUGACAGGACCGCAGUCACCAAAUGGAGAUCUGUAGUUGUAGCCAUCUGUAAUUGUAUGUAGCCGUCUGUAGUCAUCUGAAACCAUCUGUAUUUGUCUGUAUUCAUCUGCAUUUAUCUUUAGCUGUCUGUAUUCAUCUGUAGCCAUUUGUAGUCAUCUGUAGUCACCUGUAGCAGUCUGUAGCUAUCUGUAUUCGUCUGUAUUCAUCUGUAGCCGUCUAUAUUCGUCUGUCGUCAUUUGUAGCCUUCUGUAGUCAUCUGUAGUUGUCUAUAGGCAUUUGUAGCCGUCUGUAGUCGUCUGUUGUUGUCUAUGGCCGUCUGUAGCCAUCAGUAGCCAUCUGUAGUAGUCUGUAGCCAUUUGUAGUUGUUUGUAGUAUUCUGUAGCCAUCUGUAUUCAUUUGUAGCCAUCUGUAGUUGUCUGUAUUCAUCUUUAGCCAUCUGUAUUCACUUGUAGCCGUCUGUAGCCACCUGUAGUUGUCUGCAGCCGUUUGUAACCAUCUGUAGUCGUCUGUAGUCCUCUGUAGUUGUCGGUAGCUUUCUGUAGUUGCCUGUAGUAGUCUGUAGCCAUCUGUAUUCGUCUGUAUUUAUCUGUAUUUUUUUGUAGCUGUCUAUAGUUGUUUGUAGUAGACUGUAGUAGUCUGUAUUCGCCUGUAGCCAUCUGUAGUUAUUUGUAGCUGUCUAUAGCCAUCUGUAAUCGUUUGUAGUCGUCUGUGGUCAUCUGUAGCAUUCUGUAGUCAUCUGUAGUCAUCUGUAGUUGUCUGUAGUCAUCUGUAGUUGUCAGUAGUCAUCUGUAGUUGUCAGUAGUUGUCAGUAGCCGUCUGUAGUCAUCUGUAGUUGUCAGUAGUCAUCUGUAGUUGUCUGUAGUUGUCAGUAGCCGUCUGUAGUCAUCUGUAGUUGUCAGUAGUCAUCUGUAGUUGUCAGUAGUUGUCAGUAGCCGUCAGUAGUCAUCUGUAGUUGUCAGUAGUUGUCAGUAGCCGUCUGUAGUCAUCUGUAGUUGUCUGUAGUCAUCUGUAGUUGUCUGUAGUCAUCUGUAGUUGUCUGUAGUCAUCUGUAGUUGUCAGUAGUCAUCUGUAGUUGUCAGUAGUCAUCUGUAGUUGUCAGUAGUUGUCAGUAGCCGUCUGUAGUUGUCAGUAGCCGUCUGUAGUCAUCUGUAGUUGUCAGUAGUCAUCUGUAGUUGUCAGUAGUUGUCAGUAGCCGUCAGUAGUCAUCUGUAGUUGUCAGUAGUUGUCAGUAGCCGUCUGUAGUCAUCUGUAGUUGUCAGUAGUCAUCUGUAGUUGUCAGUAGUUGUCAGUAGCCGUCUGUAGUCAUCUGUAGUUGUCAGUAGUCAUCUGUAGUUGUCAGUAGUUGUCAGUAGCCGUCUGUAGUCAUCUGUAGUCAUCUGUAGUUGUCAGUAGUCAUCUGUAGUUGUCUGUAGUUGUCUGUAGUUGUCAGUAGCCGUCUGUAGUCAUCUGUAGUCAUCUGUAGUUGUCAGUAGUUGUCAGUAGUUGUCAGUAGCCGUCUGUAGUCAUCUGUAGUUGGCUGUAGUCAUCUGUAGUCGCCUGGAUCAUGUGUUUCCUGAGAUAAUAAACGUGUUCUGAAUAAACGGAUCAUAUUUAUGAAGAGCCUUAACUUUUAUUAAAUGGUUUAAAAAUGAAAUAAAUGUUAAGUAUUAAUAUUAAAACUUAUGUCUCCCAAAAGUUGCCUCUCUUUGUUGUAGUGUGUGUGUAGUAGUAGUAAUAUAUAGUAGCAGUAUUUAUCAGUGUGUGUGUUUGUGUGUGUGUGUGUGCGCAUGUGUGUAGUAAUAGUUUGUCAGUGUGUGUGUGUGUGUGUGUGUUUGUGUGUGUGUGUGUGUGUGUGUGUUUAGUAGUAGUCUAUACCACUGUGUAUGUGUGUAGUAGUAGUUGUGUGUGUGCAUGUGUGUAGUAGUCUGUAACAGUGUGUGUGUGUGUGUGUGUGUGUGAGAGAGAGAGAGACAGAUGUAGAGAAGUGGAAUGCAAGUAAGAGAGGCAGCAGUGUCAACCUUCAGUACACACACACAGACUGCGGCAGUGCAGUAUUGACAGACUGGUGAGCACAGUAAAGAUGAUGAGGUGUGUGUAUAGAAAAGCCGAGACUCAUCUCUCUCUCUAUCUCUAUCUCUCUCUCUCUCUCUUUCUCUCUCUCUUUCUCUCUCUCUCUCUCUCUCUCUCUCACUUCAUCAUUCUUUACAUUCUUAUGUACAACCAGUUCAUCCCUGCAGUGUGUGUGUGUGUGUGUGUGUGUGUGGAUGCUGAAUAAGGAGAAUAACCGGAGAAUCACCGGUGCUCUCCCAACCCCUCCUCUCCCUCGCGUACUUCCUGUACUGUGAGAGUGUGUGUUUGUGUGUGUGUGUGUGUGUGUGUGUGUGUGUCUGUGCGGUGAGUGGAGAGGCAAGAAAGAGGACGAGGAAGUGUGAUGAAGAGCAGAGCAUGCUGGGAACCGGGCACGGUGCGUACCGCAUGCGGCUCGGGCUGCCUGCGUCGCCUCGGCAACACACAGCCCACGCCCCACGGCGGACGGGGACGGGGGGACGGCGCCUCAUCUGCGUCCUCACACACGCCUACUCCGGUCCGCUCGUCCUCCUUCUGCCGCUUCCUCAAUUUUGCCUGCCUCCGAGAUGACUCUGGGGAAGAGGAGCCCACGUCCCGUUCGGACCGCAGUGAGCUGCAGGGGGCGCUGAAGACAUUGGCGAGUAAGCUGGACGAUCUGUGUACGUGUAACGAUCUGAUCGCGAAGCACGGCGCGGCGCUGCAGCGUUCCCUCAGUGAGCUCGAGGCUCUGCGCGUCCCGGUCGAGGGCAGCGAGAAGAUCAAGGCCGUCAACGAGAGAGCCACUCUGUUCCGCAUCACCUCCAAUGCUAUGAUCAAUGCAUGCCGUGAUUUCCUGGAGCUGGCCGAGAGCCACAGCCGCAGAUGGCAGCGAGUCCUGCAGCAUGAGCGAGAGCAGCGCACUCACCUGGAGGAGACCAUAGAACAACUGGCCAAGCAGCACAACAGCCUGGAGAGAGCGUGGAGGGAGGCGCCGACACACACCUCCAACACACCUGACACCACCUCCACACACACCGGAGUGAGUGAGAGGUCCCGCAAAGAGGAAGCGAGUGAUGAAGAUGAGGAUACGGAGUAUUUUGACGCCAUGGAGGAUUCGCCCGCUUUUAUCACAGUGACGGCUACAGACGUCUCUCAGCACAGACGUUCUCAGAGUAAUCUAAGCGGUGCCAGUGGUGGUCAGCCCAGUGACUGGAACCUGGAGCAGCAUUCGUCUCCCAGCUGUAAUGAUUUAUCAGGGAGAGAGCUGCAGACACGCAGGAGGAGGCGGAGCCGAAUCCCAGACAAGCCCAACUACUCACUUAACCUGUGGAGCAUCAUGAAGAACUGCAUCGGGAAAGAGCUCUCCAAGAUCCCCAUGCCUGUGAACUUUAACGAGCCCCUCUCCAUGCUGCAGCGGCUGACGGAGGAUCUGGAGUACAGUGAGCUGUUGGAUAAAGCGGCUCGCUGUGAGAAUUCUCUGGAGCAGAUGUGUUUGGUGGCCGCUUUCUCCGUCUCGUCUUAUUCCACCACCGUUCACCGCACGGCUAAACCCUUCAACCCCCUUCUGGGUGAAACGUAUGAACUCGACCGGCUGGACGACUACGGCUACCGCUCCAUCUGCGAGCAGGUUAGUCAUCAUCCUCCGGCUGCGGCACAUCAUGUCAUCUCACAGCGAGGCUGGACCCUCUGGCAGGAAAUCACCAUCGCUAGCAAGUUCCGUGGCAAAUACCUGUCCAUCAUGCCUUUGGGUGCCAUCCACCUGCAGUUCCAUGCGAGUGGGAACCACUACAUGUGGCGUAAAGUGACCUCCACUGUGCACAACAUUAUCGUGGGCAAACUGUGGAUUGACCAGUCGGGAGACAUCGACGUUGUGAACCACAGAACCAAAGAGACGUGUCAGCUUAAGUUCUCUCCAUACAGCUACUUCUCAAGGGAAGUUCCACGCAAGGUGACAGGUGUGGUGGCGGACAGUGAAGGACAGGCACACUACAUCCUAUCAGGAACGUGGGAUGACCGAAUGGAGAGUGCUAAAAUCGUUCAGAGCAGCCGAGGCAGCAACAGUGCAGAGGGCAAACAGAAGACUGUGUACCAAACACUCACCCCUCGACUGCUGUGGAAGAAAUACCCACUCCCAGAGAACGCGGAAAACAUGUACUUCUUCUCAUCUCUGGCUCUCACACUGAACGAGGAGGAGGACGGUGUGUGUGUGACGGACAGCCGUCUGCGACCGGACCAGCGUCUGAUGGAGGAGGGACGAUGGGAUGAAGCCAACAUGGAGAAACAGAGGCUGGAGGAGAAGCAGAGAGCCGUGAGGAGGAGGAGAGAGGCCGAGGCGUCCGACGCCAUGGACCAAGAGUGUGAGCUUGACUCUGGUCACGAGUACGAGGGCUACAAGCCUCUCUGGUUCCAUCAGAGGAUGGAUCCGGUGACCGGAGAGACAAGCUUUGUGUAUAAAGGCGGUUACUGGGAGGCCAAAGACAGACAGGACUGGAAUAUGUGUCCGGAUAUUUUCUGAUUGGAGACAGGAAUGAGGACAGAAUGUUCUCUAACGGACUCACAGAGGAUCCGGGACACAGAUCCCAUCUGUCACAGAGAGAACCCGAGACGAUCACAGGGGCUCUCGAUAGAAAGAGAGAGAGAGAGAGAGAGAGAGAGAGAGACAUUUCAUCUUUCUCUAGUAUUUGCCUGAAAGCUAUGUGUGUGUGUGUGUGUGUGUGU
Molecule: messenger RNA, 5280 nt
Organism: Hemibagrus wyckioides
Lineage: Eukaryota; Metazoa; Chordata; Actinopteri; Siluriformes; Bagridae
Gene: osbp2b
Product: oxysterol binding protein 2b
Exons: 14
Coding region: 2948-5077 (709 amino acids)
Cellular component (GO): membrane; intracellular membrane-bounded organelle; cytosol
Molecular function (GO): cholesterol binding
Source: RefSeq, a predicted model, not a curated record